UUUUCUUCUAUCAAUCAAAAAAUAAAUUAAAUGAAAAUCAGUUUCUUCUUAAAAAUGUUGAAGAAAACCCACUCAAAGCCUCCUAAGGGUAUUUCGGUGAUAUUCAGUGAAUUUCCAAUUUCUAUACUGAAUUGUUCAAGGCUUCAAUCUUUAGAUCUUUCCGUGAAUCACUUUGUUGGAACAAUUCCAAAUGAUAUUGAUAGAUUAUCGAAUCUUCGGUUACUUGAUCUGGGAUGGAACAAUUUCUCGAGCGAUAUUACUUCUUCAAUCGGAAACUUUCCAUUCUUACAGAGUUUAGAUCUUGGAUAUAAUUUUUUUAAUGGUAGUUUCCCUCCGGAAAUCGGAAAUUUAUCGAAUCUGGAAUCUCUCCAUAUAAGCAGUAAGAAUUUUUUGUCGUCGAAAAUUCCUAAUGAAUACAGUAGUUUGAUAAAGUUGAAGGAUCUGUCGAUGUCGGAGAUGAAUUUAUAUGGAGAAAUUCCGGACUGGAUUGGUAUUGGUGUAUUAAAGAAGUUGACAGAAUUACAUGUGGAUGGCAAUCGAUUAACAGGAGAAAUACCAGUGUGGAUUGGUUAUCUUCCGUCGCUUAAAGAAAUCGAUGUUUCUGAAAACAAGUUAUCAGGUGAACUGCCCAAAGAACUAGGUUUACAUUCCACGCUAUAUUUUCUUGAUGUGUCAAAGAACAAUCUUUCAGGUAAUUUACCAGACAAUUUAUGUUCUGGUGGUAAGUUGCAAUAUAUUACGGCUUCUUCAAACAAUUUUACAGGAAAAUUAUCAAAAUCGCUUGUGAAUUGUUCUAGACUUGGCAAUAACAUGUUAACUGGUGAGAUCCCGGCUACUUUUUGGUCAUCCAUGAAUUUAUUGGUGGUAUACAUAAACGAUAAUCAGUUUUUUGGCGAACUUCCCGAAAAGUUGAGUCCAAAUUUAGCCAUUAUCGACUUAGCAAAUAACAAUUUUGGAGGCAAUAUACCAAAUAGUAUUGGUUCACUUAAUCGCUUGAUGAUUCUUUCUUUAAGGUCAAACAAAUUCAGUGGGUUAAUCCCUGAAGAGAUUUGUCAUCUGCAGGAACUCCAAAUAUUAGACUUAUCGCUGAACAAUCUCUCUGGGAAUAUUCCUAACAGUAUAGGGAACUGGACUGGAUUAAAAGGGAAUUCGUAUGGUCUUAGCAAUGGCACUAGUUUUGGAUUGGAGAUGGUAGUCAAAGGAGUCAUGAUACAAAUUCCAAUAAUAUAUCCAUAUAGCGCAAGUAUCGAUUUGUCAUGCAAUAUUCUGAAUGGAAGCAUUCCUGAAGAGCUAAGCUUGCUAUCACGCCUCUCUUCACUUAAUUUAUCUCAUAAUCAUUUCUCUAGUGAUAUUCCUACAAAUAUCGGAAAUUUGUCUGCCUUAGAAUCUCUAGAUUUAAGUUCCAAUAAUUUGUCUGGACGUAUUCCACAAUCUUUGGCAACUAUCGACACUCUUGCGGUUUUAAAUCUUUCUUACAAUGAGUUAAGCGGCAGGAUUCCACAAGGAAAUCACUUUGAUACACUUAGUGUGGAUGGUUUAGCUUUCGUAGGGAACGAUUUAUUAUGUGUAUUUCCAACAGAGAAAGUUUGCGAGGGUGAUCACAAUACUAGUACCGGUAAUGACGAUCCUACAAUUGAAGUUGAUGUAGUCGAUCGAGAGGAUGCAAAAGAGAAAUUAUUGAUGUCCGCUAUUAUUGCUUUGGGGUUUAUAGUUGGAUUUUGGGGCUUUUUUGGUGUUUUACUUAUAAAGAAAGAAAAAUGGUGGUUCCCAUAUUGGAGAUUUAUUGAAUUUGUUGCAAUUAAAAUAACAAGUUUUAUUCGGAAUAGACGAUUGUAUUAAUGAAUGUACUUUGUUUUCCCCCCUACAUGUAACUUGGAUGUUGAAGGUUCGAUAUGAUAGUAAAUUGAUAUAUGAAUUUGAUGAA
Molecule: messenger RNA, 1924 nt
Organism: Papaver somniferum (opium poppy)
Lineage: Eukaryota; Viridiplantae; Streptophyta; Magnoliopsida; Ranunculales; Papaveraceae
Product: receptor-like protein 43
Exons: 2
Coding region: 31-1839 (602 amino acids)
Molecular function (GO): receptor serine/threonine kinase binding
Source: RefSeq, a predicted model, not a curated record